Messenger RNA from Yamadazyma tenuis ATCC 10573, 531 nucleotides. RefSeq names its product DNA replication protein (gene PSF3). The record is from RefSeq and is a predicted model, not a curated record. Gene Ontology annotation, cellular component: GINS complex. Gene Ontology annotation, biological process: mitotic DNA replication initiation. Lineage: Eukaryota; Fungi; Ascomycota; Pichiomycetes; Serinales; Debaryomycetaceae.
AUGAAACAGAACUACUGGGAUGUCAGCGACAUUCUUGCCAGUUCAGAGAAGAUCCCCACCCGAUUCAACUUCACUGUACCAGGAAUUGGUCACUUAGAUAAUCAACCAGGAAAAGCCAUUAAGAAAGAUACAAAAGUCGAACUCCCGUUUUGGCUAGCUCAAUCAUUAGCAGUAGCACCAGUAAGUGGUGAUGCAAGUAUUAUAAUGUUGCUUGCUCCAGAUGCAUUGAACAACACAGUGCAAAAUGCCAUUAAAUCGGAUCCGGUAUCCAUCGACUUACACUCCAUUGCUCCAAAUUUUUAUAUACUUGCUGAGAGAUGGUGUGCCCUAUUCACCGAUGAGGAGCUUAGUGAGACUCUUAAGAAGUUAUGUAAAGAAAGGGCUUAUGAAAUCAACAAUUUUGCUAGCAAUACUUCCAAACAGAUAAAUAACAACUUUAUCUUGUCGUUGGAUGAAUUUGAAAAAAAGUUGUACAAAAGGACUAUGGAGUCCAACAGAAAUUUAAGAGACUGGCUUAACGAUCAGGCAUGA